Molecule: messenger RNA, 594 nt
Organism: Symbiodinium natans
Lineage: Eukaryota; Dinophyceae; Suessiales; Symbiodiniaceae
Source: the annotation of a GenBank genome assembly
AUGCGGCAGAGUGUGCAAUCGGCCAGGCAAGAAACACUUCGGGCAGCCUUUGUCCAGAGUGGUUGCGGAAGACCCAUCGUAUUGCCUAUGGAUACUCCGAAAGGCUCAGGACGCGAGAGAGAUGGGCACCCGGCCGUGUCCAGCUUUUCAUUGGCACUUUCCCAGCAAAUCCGGCUUAGCCUGCAAGAGGAGGCAGAUGCUUCGUCCGCCCUACGAGACAAUGCCGCCUGGCUCCGCUCCAACGCAGCUCAUAUCGAGGCCAAACUGGAGGCCUCAGCGCAGAACCACAACGGCACAGACCUGUCCGUUUUGGUGGCAAAGGAUCCCGCAUACUGCCAAUGGAUCCUCCGACAGGCCAAGGAGAAGCAUGCCUCGCCAGAACUGCGAGCAAAUGCCAGCUGGCUUCGACAGAACGCACCCCACCUCGAGGCUCGGGUGUUUCACUACUCGCGCAUAGCUAGCUUCGAGUUUCGAUGGUUCCACAGCCUGAACCCUGCGGCAAGUACCGGGGACGGCCGAUGUCUCAGCUCGCAGCUGAAGACCCACUUUACUGCCGAUGGGUCCUGCGAGAAGUCCAAACCGCCUCUUAGCUAA